Molecule: messenger RNA, 1065 nt
Organism: Fonsecaea erecta
Lineage: Eukaryota; Fungi; Ascomycota; Eurotiomycetes; Chaetothyriales; Herpotrichiellaceae
Exons: 1
Coding region: 1-1065 (354 amino acids)
Biological process (GO): regulation of barbed-end actin filament capping; proteolysis
Cellular component (GO): nucleus; cytoplasm
Molecular function (GO): protein binding; zinc ion binding; metalloendopeptidase activity
Source: RefSeq, a predicted model, not a curated record
AUGUCGAAGAAAGAUAUCUGCUCCACCAAGAUCCCAAACAUCGGGGAUCUUGAUCAGAACCAAGCCUCUCACCACCAUCAUACACCAGAAAAUGCGUCUCGACUUGCCUCCCUCGCAGACCGAGGCGUCGGCCGCCUCGCCGCCGAGCGAUACUUCCUCUGGAACCCGGGCUCCACCAUACAUGUAAAGUUCCUCGGCGGCAGCCCACAGCUCCAGCGGCGCGUAGCGGCGGCGGCUUCCACGUGGCUCAACUACGCCAAUUUGCACGUCCAGUUCUUCUCCACGGGUCAGGCUGAGAUCCGUAUCGCCUUCGACCAGGACGGGCACUGGUCCUACGUCGGCACCCACUGCCUCCAAUUCCCGGACCAGCGCUCCAAGACCAUGAAUCUCCAGCUGACCGACAGGGACACGGACGAGGAGGUCCGGCGUGUGGCGCUGCACGAGUUUGGCCACGCACUGGGAUGCGUGCACGAGCACCAGAGUCCGCGGGCGCGGAUUCGCUGGCGGACGAACUAUGUGUACGCUUGGUACUGGAAUCACCUGCGCUGGUCCUCGCAGGAGGUGUACAACCAGGUCAUCAAACCGUACGAGAGCGCGGAAGUCGAGGCUACCGGCUUCGAUUUGCAGUCCAUCAUGAUUUACCCCAUCCUGCGCGAGUUUACCGAGGACGGCAUCUCUGUUGGAUGGAUUACCAAUCUUUCCUACACUGAUACGACUUACAUCUCUCAGCUCUACCCCAGUGGAGGGGGAGGUGGUGGCAGUGCAAACGGAGGCGACAUCAAUGCUCGGGAUGAGAAGGGGAGAACCGCUCUCCAUCGUGCAGCAGAGUCUGGUGACGAGUCCAAGGUGACGUGGCUCCUCAAGCAGGGCGCGUCUGUCGACCUGCAGGAGUACGUUUUCGGAUACACACCGCUGCACACAGCAGUGUGGAACAGACACCCCAAGGUGGUCCUGCUGCUCUUGCUUCAAGGUGCUAGAAAGGAUUUGAAAACCACGGCAGGGUUCACGCCUCUUGGGCUGGCAAAUUUGUGGAGGUACUCGGAUAUAAUCGCGCUUCUACAGUAG